AUCCAAUCAACCUUGUGCGAAACAAUCCCAAAUAGGAUUCGAUAUAUUUCUCAGAACAUGCGGAAAAAACAAAAUGGCAGCCGAAAAGCAAGGAACAGAGGGACAAGGCAAAUGGAUGUAUCCUAAGCUUUACUUUAUUGGCGAUUCCAACACACAGCAAGGAUAUUCAUGUGGAGGUUUCCUGGGGAUGCUGGCUAAUGAAUAUAUUAGAAUUUGUGAUGUUGUAGCACGUGGUUUUAGUGGUUAUACAUCUGAUCAUUUAAAUUUAAUGAUUCCUGAACUCCUUCAGAAUGAUAAUCAGCCAAAAGGAACUAUCGAGACAGCCGUGAUACUUCUUGGAUCAAAUGACUCUGUUGAUGAAAAACUUGACAAUCGUCAUGUUCCUAUUAAAAAGUUUGAGCAAAAUAUACAGAAUAUUGUAAAGGCUCUGAAGGAGAAUAAUGUAAAAAACAUUGUUUUGAUGAGUCCACCACCUGUUGACGAUGUUGCAUGGGGGAAAUGGCUAUGGGAUAAAAAAAAUAAACCAUGUGCAAAUUUUAAUUCCAAUCUCCCAAAAUACGUGGAUGUAUGCAAAAGAGUAGCUGACAUGCACAACCUUACCUUUGUGGAUUUAUUUAAUGACAUGUUAACAAAUCAGAAAUGGAAAAGGAUGCAGCCUGAAAGGAAAGCUGAAAUAUUGAGGUAUCAGAAAAUAUCUAUAAAAAUAAUUCGAUGGCUUAAAAGGUUUGACUCACUGAUGGUAUGACAAUACUGGGAUCUAUUAAAGAUUAAAAUUGAAGAGGCGUCCAGGGCCUCAAUCUUGACAGUCCCACCAGUGAAUCAGAACUAGAGAUCAAGACUAUCACUGUAUAACAUAUGCACAUUUUACCAGGAAUUCCAUGAAAAAAAACAACACGCAUGAAUCUAUAUUGGAGAAUUUGCGCAUGCAAUUUUUUAAUUUUUAGUAUUCACUUAUUGAAUGGUUUAAAAGUGUUAAAUAUAUUAACACAUUGUUUUGUCGGUAGAAGUAACCUAUAGCAAAUAUAUACUGCAGGAAUUCAUGGCAAAGGGAGGGCUAUGUCGUACGAUGUUGUAUUCACUGCAAUCAUCUACUAUUUCGUUUCCCGUGUCAAUCCGCCCCUCAACAUGGCCGCAGAUUAUCUUUUCACAGCAGGUUAUAUUUUCUCGUAACGAUUGUGUUUCUUACUAAAAGACAUUCUUUUUUAAACUCCAAUUCCAUUUCAAUCUUUUGCUCCUUACAAUUCUUUUUUUCGUGGGCAUGAUGCAUGUGCAUUGAUGUUUUAAAACAGAUGAUCAUUCCAAUUUAUUUUAAAAAAAUUUAUAAUUUGUUAGGAUUUGUGCAUUUAAUGUUUACAAAAUCAAGAUUUUUAAUUUUAAAAAUGUUACCACAAGAUUUUUAGUUCCGUAAAUUCUCAGUGAUCUGCUGUUAUAAGACCAAAAAAUAACUUUUUGAGGAAAAUGAUGAUAAUAGGUAUAAUUUACAUAUAAAAAUUGAUUCUUUCCAGUAUACAAUUUCUGGCAACAAUAACUUACGCUGUUGAUUGUCAUAAUACUUAUUACAGCCAUUCAUUGGAAAGCCAUGCUAUUAAUAGUACACAUUAACUGUGGAAAUUUCCUAUUAAAAAGUUUAAAUUGGUGUUUUUUUUUUUCAAUUAUCUGCUGAAUAAUAAUUUUAUAAAAAGAUUAAAAAAUAAUUUUUUGAGGAAAACGUUUGUUUUUAAAAUCUGAUGUGGUGGAAAAGUAGGCCAGGGUUGAUUUUUUUUAUAUAAAGAGAAUAUUUUUUUAAAUAUAAUUUCCACCAACGUGAAAUGCAGCUAAUUCCAUACUGAAUGCAUGUUCUGAAAGAGCUGGCACAUUUAUAUUUAUUUUUGAAAAAAAGAGACAGUGUACGUCAUCUAUUCAAAGAUAUCUGAGUUAAGCAUAUAAAUAUAUUUCUGUAGCCUGAGCUAGAUUGAAUUUUGUUAAUUAUUUUGAGUAAGCUUAUUUUUUAAAGAAAGACAAAUAGUGCUGUGUGUUCACUUUAGUAGUAGGAAUACUUUUUGCCACUUGAAAUACAAUUGAACUGAAGAUAUUUUUUGUCUUGUAUGAAAGAAAUUUGGACAAUACUUUAAGGCAAGAACUUCUAUUGUUCUUUGCUCACGUGAUCAUUAUUGGGAAAUCUUUUCUUCUUUAAUGUUAGAUGUGGCCAUGCUGGCUUUAUGCAUAUUGGUUGAUUUUAAUUCGGGUUGCACUGAAAAAUUAUUAUAUAAAAAACUCAAUUUUAAUAUCUCAAAGAAAACUUAGUUAAAGGAGCACUCCAGUGAAAAAAAAAUAUUUAAAAAAAAAUGUUAUAUAAAACAUAGAAUCGGAUAAUUCUCUUCAUGAGAAAGACUUUACAAAGCUGCAGCCACACUUUUUUUAACAUUCUUUUCGUCAAAAAACUUAUCAUUUGCUUCAUUAAAAAAUCUUUUAUACUUUACAAGCCAAUUUUUUUUUUUUUACAGUUCAGCAAUAUUUUUUCUCUGCACGCGCUUUUUUUGCGCACAAAUGUAAACAAAUUUUAUGUAACGUUGAAAUUUUCUCUGUGAUGGAGUACCAUUGAAAUGCGUGAUAUAAAAUCAAAUAUGUUCGGGUCUAGAUAAGUUGGUAAAACGGGGUAUUAUUAUUGUAUAAAUAAAAAUCAAUCUUAUGAUUAUGGUAGGUCAUAAAUGUGUUGCAGAAGCUACUGACUUACAAGUGGUUGUUUUGACAAAGCUGUUUUAGAAACUGCAUUAUCAGCAUUACAUGCAGCCGUUAUAAAGUUACAAAGAUUGAAGAAAAUGGAUACAUUUACCUCCUGAAAAUACUUGGCAUGUCCUUCCAUCAAAAAAGCUUCUUUUUUGAAAAACAAAGAAUAGAAACUUGAGCGCUACGAAAGAUACAUGUGUAACUAGAAAGCUUUUUUGUCGGUGUUUGUAUUGGAAAUUCGUAUAAUGUUCUCUUAUUUAAUAUAAAAAUGUACAAAACGUUAUUUGGUUGAGUUCUGUGGAUAUAAGUACAAAUAUUGAGAUAAGAAGAAAUGAGAAACUUUAAUCGCGUUCACUAGCUAAAAUGGCAUUUUUACAAAGUGGCAGAGUAUCUUAAUAUGGAAGUUUAUUUCCUGCAGAUAUCUUUUAAAAGAACUAUCUGUGAAGUGCGCCAACCAAAUAUAAAAACUUUGAUCGCUUGGUAGAUCACCUACACAACGUAUUUUGUUUAGCUGUUUUUGAGUUCUUUCUUUUUCACAGACGGGAUUCUGUGAAAACUUACUUCUUUACACUUCUCUGAUCGAUCGGUAUAUAGAAACACAGAGCAACUAACCAUUUUUUAAAGAUUUAAACGUAAUUUACAUACAAAAAGCGAUUUAAUGUAAGCUGUAUUUAUAGGUCUUAACAUGCGCUCGCUUAAACUUUCUGCACGAUGUGAUGUCAUUAUUUAUAAGUGGGUCCGGUCCGAAAUAAAAUCGCGCCUGUCUGUUUUUUAUGAGAAAAAAAUUGAAUAUGCGAAGGCUUGUACAACAAUUUUAAAUAAGAAAAACAAGUAAAGUAAGUUUUUUUUUGAUUUCUUAUGCUUUUCUGAGUACGUAUAAAACAAACAAAAAAAAGAAAAGUGAUUUUUACUGGAGUUUCCCUUUAACUAGGCUAGACAUGUUUGAAAUCUGUACAAUACUUGUUAAACUGAGACAGUGUAGAGAUACUGCUAACUUGGUACCAUAAUUAUUCAAAUAAGUAGUCAAAUUUUUAUUCAGUAUAUUGACUUUCAGGAGGGACAUGUUAUAUGUACAGGUAAUAUUGCCAGUUGAAAUACCCCUAAGUUGAAGUAUAUCCCUCUCUUCAGUCAGCUAAUUUCCUACCUCAAGGCUUUAUUGCGACUUAUGCUGAAAAAUUGAAUAAGCAAUUUCUGAAACUUUUACAUCCUGUUUUAAUUUAUAACAAUCGUGGAGUGGUAGAAUUAGUUUUACAGUGUAAUGAUUUUAAAAACUAGAUAAAUUUCUGUUGUUUUAAUUUAAUGAUGAUGCGCAAUGUUUUUUGUUCACAACUCUUCUCAGGAUUUUUCUGUUCUAAUUUAUACUUUGCUUUUUAUGUUAAUCAAUUUGGUGGUAAUUUUUGCUUCUUUACUGUUUUUUUUGUUUUUUUUGUAUUUCUAAUGCAGGUAAAACCAAAAAAAACUUUGAUGAAAAUGAUUCUUGGAAGAGUGGGACAAGGAAGUUUUCUGGUAACAAAAUUAGUUUUGUGUAAAUACUGAUACUAUGUGUGACCUUUUGUAUUUCUGUGUUAUGUUAUUUAAAAAAUAUUUCCAUUGUUGUAAAACCAUGAAAGUUAUUGGUUCGAAUCCAAUCCAUCUUUAAAAGGUGGUAGUUCAAAUGGAAGAACAACAUGGUGUGUAAUUAGUUUCAUACUGCAACAAACAAUAAUGCAAAUCAAUUCAAAAAAUUUUACAAACAAAUGUUUCAAAAAAAGAGGUAACUAUAAGAAAAGAAAUGAAAGAAGUAAAUUUUUUAAUUUACUCGGGAUAUACGUUCAGUUAUUCAGGUUUUGCUGAGCUAUAACUACAAUCAUGUUCAUAAAUUAUUGGAAAAACGGCUUUUGAGGCUUUUUUCAGAGUUUCCCCCCUCUCCCCCAACAGUCAGUGUUGAUUUUGUGUUGAUUUGUGCCCCAAAAUACUGCCGGCGACUCUGGAAAAGACCUCCAACCAACACUGAAGAGUGGGGGGAGGGGGAAAGUGGUUUUUCCAAAACUAUUAUGAACAUGAUUGUAGUUGCCAUGUGAAAUUCAAAUCCAAUAAGUAAAAUUUAGUUAAAAAAUAAUUUUUUGAGGAAACUAAUUUAUCACACCGCAGUUUGUAACAUGUAAUUGGUAAUAAUGUAAUUGUUUCAAGAAGCUUGAAAGGUGGAUAUAUUUUGGAUAAGGUAGAAGAUUGGAUUAAUGAAUUAAAGAUGCUGAGUAAAAUUGCUAAAACAGAGUCGCAAGGGACAUAAAGUUGUUUUAUCAGUGGCUGGCUACAAGCAUAAAUUAACAUACUGUAUGCGAACAUACCACACAUAUAUAAUUAUUGGAAGAAGUACUCGUAGUUAUUAAUUCGAAUUAAUACCAGCACUGACGGGAGGUAUUAAAGUAAACAAUAACGAGAGACAACUGCUGUCACUCCCGGUUAAACUUGGUCGUCUUACGAAUAUUCUAAAACUUAUCACAAAUAACUGAAUAUCUUGGUAAACAAAUAAAAAAACAGACUCGACAAUAUGAAGAAGAUCCAGAACUGAAACAAAAGAAAAAACAA
Molecule: messenger RNA, 5274 nt
Organism: Hydractinia symbiolongicarpus
Lineage: Eukaryota; Metazoa; Cnidaria; Hydrozoa; Anthoathecata; Hydractiniidae
Product: isoamyl acetate-hydrolyzing esterase 1 homolog
Exons: 5
Coding region: 74-745 (223 amino acids)
Source: RefSeq, a predicted model, not a curated record